AUGAUUGUCGGUAACGCUCCAAAAACUUAUUUUGGUUCAGGAGAUAUACAAAAAUCAUUGGGUUCUCUUCCUGGAUUUCCAUGGGCAAAAUAUCCCGGAGAAAAACAUCUUCCCGGUCAUAAUUACACUGGUCCAUGUACCAGAGACAAGGUAGAAACUAAAGAAUAUGAAAUUAACGACGAAAACAGCAAGGUUAAUCACUUACAUGAAAGUAAAACGAGUGGAAAAUGUAUAGAUAGGUUUAGAAUGUUAAUCAUACCAGAUAAUGAAAAUAAAGAUCAACUUGGAUUGAGAGAUUUUUAUAUGAAAUUGGAAACGGAAAGUCCACCAUCAGUGAGUAUUAUUAGAAAUCCAGAACUACAAAAAGGAGGAAAUAUGAGUUAUCAGUUUUUACGAGCAACAGACUUUGAAUACGUAAAACUAUAUUUUGUUAAUAAUGAUAUAUUUACCUCAAUUGAUAUUCAUAAAAGUCAAGAAAAACAAAAUUUUUUAAUACUAACAAUAAGAGAUUAUGCUGCAUAUGUUAAUAUAUCAAUCUCUAUUGAAAAACUAAAAUUUUCACUUCAUCUGAAUAAGAUUAAUGAUUCGAAACAACAAAUAUCGUUAGUAACUGUAAAAGUUGUUAUUGAUGAUAGUAAACACGUAGCAGCUUUAUCAGAAGUUCACUUAAUUUAA
Messenger RNA from Lottia gigantea (owl limpet), 675 nucleotides. RefSeq lists its product as hypothetical. Lineage: Eukaryota; Metazoa; Mollusca; Gastropoda; Lottiidae. The record is from RefSeq and is a predicted model, not a curated record. The transcript has 2 exons. Bases 1 to 675 code for a protein of 224 amino acids.